GAGUGUCUUUGACCCAGACACUAAAGGUCAUGUACAGAAGCUGAAGGAGAUGGACCCUAUUAAUUUUGAAACUGUUUUGUUGUUGAUGCGAAAUCUUACAAUGAACUUGUCUAGCCCUGACUUUGAGCCAAUUAAAAAUGUGUUGUCAACAUAUGAUCUCGGUACAAAAGUCGUGGGCCUUCCUACAGGUGGUGCUGUGAAGAACCACAGUGAUUUAUCAUGUCAGACAAUAUGAUAAAAACUACAGUAGUUAUUUAUAUUUGUCGGUGAGACUUUCUCCAACAACGGUGAGUCUUUGCGCUCUUGCUUUGUAAGUGCUGAAAAAAUUGUUCAUCACUGGAAAGAGUCUCAGAGUCGUGGCAUGGAUAAGAGCAUCUUCCUCUGCUUUCUCACUUAUGCACAGUGGUCACGGAGAAUGUUCCUUUUAGAAGUUGAGCUUCUCCUAGCGAGAAGCGUGCCCAAGCCUUGAUAGCACAUGUUUUUUCCAUGAAAUGUAUAUUCCCUCAAUUUUGUGCAGCUUAAUAUUUGGAGGUGGUGUAAAACUUGUAGCUUUUAGAGCAAUAAUAAGGAGGAAAAAGUUCUUGUACUUCAUUGCAUGUUGAAGUAUGCAUUUAGGACAUACACUCAGGCCUUGUUUUAGUUGUGGCCUUGUUGCAGAUUAAAGUUAAAUAGCGGUUCUGUCUUCCUAUUUGUUGUGUUUUGUAUUGGUAGUCUGUUUCAACUGCUAGUAAUGCUUUGAUAUACUUGAUUUGUGUCCAUCAGAUUCUCUGUGGACGUUGUGCAACAAGGAUAAUUGAUGCGUUA
This is a messenger RNA of Nicotiana tabacum (common tobacco), 804 nucleotides long. Lineage: Eukaryota; Viridiplantae; Streptophyta; Magnoliopsida; Solanales; Solanaceae. The record is from RefSeq and is a predicted model, not a curated record.